GCGCGGGCUGGCUGGGACUUUUCUGAUCGGAUGCUGUGCUGAGAAAUGCAGUUGGCGCCAUUGUUCCCAUGGCUUAUUAUCCUUUCCAAAUUCGCGGACCAGGUGCCUUGUCCUUGUCAGCCUUCCUUACCAGCGCACAGCCUUCUUUUCCCGCCGCGCCGACUUUUCCGGACGCCGCGUCCUUCUCCAAGUCUCUGUCAGAGCAAGCACCCCCUGACGCGGGGCUGCACGCAGGUCUGGGGUGCCAAAAUGAGGCCGUUCAGCAACGUUCCUUGAAGAGACUUGAGCCAGAAGAAUGGUUGGACGAGGACCCGAAAGUUACGCUGGAAUCAAAGAACUUGUGGAGUGAAUUUCACAAAAUAGGAACUGAAAUGGUUAUCACAAAAUCAGGAAGGAGGAUGUUUCCCCCUUUCAAAGUGCAAGUAGAAGGGCUGAAUGAUACAGCCAAGUACAUCUUGCUGAUGGACAUUGUCGCUGUCGACGACUGUCGCUACAAGUUUCACAACUCCCGCUGGAUGAUGGCUGGAAAAGCUGACCCAGAGAUGCCAAAGCGCAUGUACAUCCACCCGGACAGUCCGUCUAAAGGAGAACAAUGGAUGAGCAAGCCUGUUGCCUUUCAUAAACUCAAACUCACCAAUAACAUGUCCGAUAACCAUGGGUUUACAAUUUUGAAUUCCAUGCACAAGUACCAACCCAGAUUUCAUAUUGUGAAGGCGAAUGACAUAAUGAAGCUUCCUUAUAGCACCUUCCGGACUUAUGUUUUCCCAGAGACAGAAUUCAUCGCUGUCACUGCUUAUCAAAAUGAAAAGAUUACACAACUAAAAAUUGACAACAAUCCCUUUGCCAAAGGAUUCAGAGAUACAGGAAAUGGGAGACGUGAAAAGAGAAAUAAACAGUUAAACAUUUCUUCACUGAAUGGAAACCAAAGCAAAGCAGACCAGGACUUUGCUGAUUCUGAUGAUUCCUAUGAGCAGCCCAGUACCAGUGAGCCUUUUUAUUCCCCACAACUAAUAAGCAGCCCUCUGAUGCCCACAUCAACUUGUCAAGACGAGACCAACGUUGUCAGUGAUUCAGACGUUGAUCCACUAGAUGACUGCAACGCUGAAGGCAGCUGCUCCAGGAGAGAACACACAUUGGGUUUAAGUCUGAGAAGUGAAGAGAUACUGUGGAACAACAUCACCUCUUCAGCUCCGUUCAAACGUCAACUGUCACAGCAAAUGCUAGCAUCUCAGGGGAUUUCACCAUCACCCUAUGGAGGACUUUUCUCAUAUCCAUACCGCUACAUGGCAGCACCAGGUUCAGUCACACCAGCCCUUUCAUUCUGCACUGCAGCCUCGUCGCACUCCAGAAGCCAACGUUACAGCAACUCUCGACCAUGGAAAAGGUCAGCCUAUGUGGCUGCUCCUUAUGACCCAUCUUUGUACUGA
Molecule: messenger RNA, 1427 nt
Organism: Maylandia zebra (zebra mbuna)
Lineage: Eukaryota; Metazoa; Chordata; Actinopteri; Cichliformes; Cichlidae
Source: RefSeq, a predicted model, not a curated record